This is a messenger RNA of Durio zibethinus, 1131 nucleotides long. RefSeq lists its product as uncharacterized. Lineage: Eukaryota; Viridiplantae; Streptophyta; Magnoliopsida; Malvales; Malvaceae. The record is from RefSeq and is a predicted model, not a curated record.
CGACUCAGUUUAGCCGGAUCCACGCCACGUAAACAUUUUAACUCCCAAGUUCCAACAAUCAAAGUUCCGUCCAUUUAUAGAAGACCUCUUUCAGUUUCCUGGAACUCAAUAAAAAGACUAUUACUACCCUAUAUCUCUCACAUUCUCAUCUAUCUUUCCAUGUUCUACACAUGGCUUCUCUGAACACCCUUGCUUUUCUUGCAAUCCUUCUUGUUCUGCAUCUUAAGAUUGCUAAAACUGACUUUUUAUCUCCACUUUUGUCACCCUUGUUUGAUGAUGUAUGCAAAGAAGUGGAAUGUGGGAGAGGAAAAUGCAAGCCUUCUUUAAAUGGAACAUUGCCUUAUUAUAACUGUGAAUGUGAUCUUGGCUGGAAACAAACUCGUGCUGAUAACGAUGAUCAUCUCAAGUUUCUCCCUUGCAUUGUCCCCAACUGUACGCUAAAUACUGCUUGUUCAGCCGCUCCCUCCCCUGUGCAAGAAAAGGAAGCCAAAACAAAUCAGUCUAUCUUUGAUGUCUGCAGAUGGACUAAUUGUGGAGGCGGGUCAUGCAACAAGACAUCACCAUUUACAUAUGAUUGCAAAUGUUCAGAGGGUUAUUUUAAUCUUCUUAAUGUCUCUGCCUUCCCAUGCUACAGAGAAUGUGCAAUUGGACUGGAUUGUGCAGACAUUGGGAUCUCAAUGACAAAUAAGUCUACUUCCACAGCACCAACAGUGUCUCAUAGUGAUGUUAAUCAAGCUGGCUCGGAGCUGCUAAAAAAUUGUAAUUGGGUGAUACUGUUGGUAUUGUUGCUGGCUACAAUUGCUUGAUUUGUACAGAUGAAGCUGAUGCGUAGAGUUUCAAGUUCCACGAUCCAAGUAGCAAAUAGAAAUUCUAGCAUCAAGCAGCAGCAUUGCUUGUUGUCCUAUGGUUAGUACAGUUAGAUUUUCAUCUCAUAUCAAUAAGUCUGCCAUACAGUUUAGGAGUAAUUAAUUCUUGUAGCUAGUGCUUGCAUAUGAUAUUGGAGAUUUUUUUUAUGGAGUUCAGUUAUGGUUGAUGGCAGUCAUUUGCAGGUUGUACAGAAAACUAUUUACAUGAUUGUAUUAUUUCUUGUUAUCCAUUUAUGAGAUUCUGGCUCGGUGUUUGUCCGUGUAA